CAGAUUACACUCUGACUGGCGCGGGCUUUCCUACCUCCUCUGCGAGAGUGCGCUCGUCCUAGACCAGGAGCGAGCCUCGGCCUGCCCGCUUCUCUACUCCCUGGCAGUCCUGGAGUCCCACUCGCUGCAGAAACCCUCGGGAGGGGAGCCCAGGACCCCGGGCCUCCGGAGGGCACGAUUGGGACUCUCCAAACGCCAUUCAGCGGCUUUUCGAUCCCCUAUGCCUACUCCCAAAUUUGGCCAGGCUAAUGAGACAAAUGAGGAAUCCCUAAGGCUGGAAAUCCAGGAGCUAAAGCAAAAGAGAGAUACCUUGGAUCAAGAGAUCUCCCAGUUGAUGGCUGAAGGCUAUGUUGUAUCUGAGUUGGACGACCACAUUUCCCUGCUUCAUGAAUACAAUGACAUUAAAGAUGUGGGCCAGAUGUUAAUGGGAAAAUUAGCAUUUCCAUCACAACCCAAAAACACCCCCUAAAAUGGAAGCUUUUCAUUGUUAUAAAUGUAAACAAGCAAAAUAAACCAACACGUUGGCCAAGUCUGGAAAUGCAUUUACCAUUUUUCCAUUAUUUCUUUACUAAGGGAGAUGAGACCUGUUUCAUGAAGUCUUUCCUCUUUCACUUUACAUUACUGUAAUCAUCUUGUUAGUUGUUCUGAUCCUAUACAACUCACUAUACAUAAGAUUGUAUAAGUCUUCCCAUAUUUCUCGUUAAUUCUUCACAUUCCUAAUUUCUUAUGAGACAAUAAUACACUAUUCCAUUUUUGGAACAUCAUUUCAUUCAGUCAUUCCCCAAAUGAAGAGCAUCCAGUUUGUUUCAAGCUCUUUUCUUUUAAGCUCUUCUCCAACUUCAUCUACAGUCUAUCCUGUUGUAUAUACACAGAGAGCUAUUUAGCAAUUAAUAAUCAUUUUAGAUUGUUGUCAGAAGAUCUGUUCACUUAUUUUAUGAGGGCUAGCAGAAGCCCAUAGGUCUUUAAGGACAGUUCUGUGAAACUUGGAGAAUUUCCCUCUUACUAUAGCUACGAAAAGGUACCCAAUCUGAUUCUCUUCUAAUUUUUUUAAUGAUGUGAUUUUUAAUUGUCAGGUCUCUUAUCCAUUUUGAACUUAUACAUUAUAUUGUAGACGUUAAUUUAAACUUACUAAACUGCCUUCCAGUUCUUGUCAAAUACUUCUCCCAAGUAUUUUAUGUUCUAUGGAUUAUUAAAAUUGAGUUAAAAAACACAUUUGCAUAUAGUCUGUUUCUAGAUGCAAUGUAAUAGUCAAUGGGGAAAAUUUUUUUUGCAUCAAGUAUGUCUGAUGCAUACUUACAUAUCAGAUAUAUAUGUCUAAUAAUCAAGACAUAUAAGAAACUAUCACAAAUGUAGUAUAUAACUUAAGUCAUUCCCCAAAGGAUAUGAAUAGACAUCAAGAGGAAAAUUGCAAACAACCAUGUGAAUAAUUGUUCCAAAUAACUAAUAAUUAGAAGUGAAAAUCAAAACAAUUCUUAGGGUUUCACCUCACAUCCAAAUAUGAUAAAAGAUGGGAAUAGUCAGUGUUGGAGGCUUUCAGAAAGAAAGGCAUAAGAAAAUACUUAAUAAAGUUGUGAAUUGAUCUAAUCAGUUUGGCAAACAGUUGGGAUUAUACUAAAAAAGUGACUAAAAUAGUUGUAUCCUUUGAUCCAAAGAGACAAGUACUAAUUACAUACAUGCCCCUUAUAUAUCAGUAAUAAAACAAAAAAGCAACAUAUACAUCAAAAUGUUUAUAGUAACUUUUUUUAAAUAAAAGUUUUUUUCAGUCAGCAAAAAUUUACUCUCAUUCCUACCCCAAUCUCCAUGUUCCAUCUCCCACCCCCACUUCUUCUAAUUGAAAACUAGAGGAAAACAAAUUUCUAUAUUGGUCAUAUCCAAAAAAAUAUUUAUCUCAUUCUGUACUCUUGAGUCUACCUCCUUGUCAGGAAGUAACAUCAUGUUUCAUCAUUAGUCCUCUGGAAUCAUGUUGGUCAUUACUGUGGUAAAAAUUCAUAAUUUCAUUUGAUUUUAUCAUGUUAUAUAAAUUGUUCUCCUAACUUAAUUCUGUAUCAGUUCAUGGAAUUUUCCCUAGUUUUCUCUGAACAUCUCCUUCAUUAUUUCUUACAGCAUAGUAGUGUUUCAUCACAUUUAUAUACCAUAACUUUUCAUCCAUUUAUGGGCAUACCCUCAGAUUGCUAUGCUUUGCCCCUCAAAAAAAAACCUCUUAAUAUCUUUGUAUAAUUAGAGUUUGUUUUGGUUAGGGUCAAUUCUUCCUUUGACCUAUCUUCUUUUGAAUUAUUCUUCCCCUCUUUUUCUCCUUUCUGUUAUUUUCUUCUUGAGAAGUAGCAUUUUUCAAAGUAGCAAAGACCUGGAAACAGAGUUCCUGCCCAUCCAUUGAGGAAUGGCUGAAUACAUUGUUUGUAUAUUAACAUGAUAGAAUAAUAUUGCACUAUAAGAAACAAUGUCUAUGAAGAAUACAGAAAAGCAGGUUUAUGAACUACAACAAAAGGAAGCAAGCAGAACCAGGGAAACACCGUGCAAUAACAGUGAGAGAGAAAGAACAGUAAGAAAUUAAGUGUAAUAUUAUGAAAUUAUAGUGAACAUAACAGAUUUGUUAUCUUUAUGUACAAUCCAGUGUUUGCUACUAAAGUUCAAAAAAAUUAUAAUGAACAAGUUGACCUCAAAGGAGAGAUAUGAGAAUGCAUUUCCUGACCUUUUUGGUGUGUGGAACAAUACUGAAUAUAACAUUUGACUGGAUAUGUUGGUUUUGUUUGGGGGAUUCCCCCUUUUUUUAUUCAGUUAUAAGGGAGAGCUCUUUGAUAAAGGGGAUAAAGCCCUCUGGUAUAAAAAUAUAUUUUCUUUCAUGCAUUUUUUGGAACAUGGCUGAUGUGGAAAUGUAUUUUCCAUGACUGUAAGUUUUUAUAACAGAUUUUUUAUUUUUUUCUCAGUGAAGAGGGGAAGAAGAGGGAGAGAAUUUGGAAUUGAAAGGGUAAAUUGGAGGGAAAAAAGUGAAUUGGGUGUCAUCAGACCAGACUUCUUCCAAGAGGAGAAUGCUGAGGUGUAAUCUUUCAGUAUUUGUGCAUGGAUGAGAUGAUGAUCUGGGCCCAAAAGAAAAAAGAAUUAAGAGCAUAGAAAUUGGUUUAACCUUGUAGGAAAGAGUCACAGGGAAAAAUGAAUGGAGUAAAAAAUGUGAGGAUUGAUAAAUGGAAGUCUUGAAACUUUAGGUGAAAAAUUUGAAUUUGACAAGAUGGGUUUGAGGAGUUUGUGUUCAAAAAUAUCAGGUCAUUUUCAUGCCAGGAUUUUGACAGCAUCUUCUUUCCUAAUUUUCAUUUCUCUCAUGACAUCAUUCUGCUAUUUUAGCCAGAUCAGAGGUGUGACCACCAAGGAGCUGUAUCCUGAAUUUGAUCUGGAUAUGAAUGACUAAGCAGAAAGAUGGAUUUACCUGCACCCUCCCUAGCCAGGGGUAGGUGAAAAGACCCAAGGAAAGCAUGAAGAAGAAACCUACAAGACUUCUAAGUGAGGCCACCAAAGUAGAGAAAGUAUUCUUAAGUGCUUUUCUAGAAAAGCUAGACUCAUUUAGAAGGAAACAUGGGUAUGGGCGCAUUGAGGGAGCAAAUUUGAAUUCUCAGUUCUACAAUGCUCUUAAUUUUGAGUAUUUCGGGGAAAUCGAUUAGUAGCAUCCUUGCGUAUACAUUAUAUUUAAAAAAUCAUUUCUCUCAUCCAUAGUUUUGGAAUUUUUAUUAAUUUGUGUGAUGUUUCUUGUAUAUUCAAACUCAUAAGAACAGUUUGGGACUUGAAGGUAAUUUGUCUCCCUUUUUGAGUUACCAUUUGCAUGUAAUCUUCCAGUCUUGAAAGACAAAAGUUUUAUUGGUUUCUUAUGCUGUGUUACUUAUCAUUUAUUCAUUAUAAUAACAAAAUUAAAGUGAAAUCACUACCCUC
Messenger RNA from Antechinus flavipes (yellow-footed antechinus), 3915 nucleotides. It is a transcript of the gene SWI5, whose product is annotated as SWI5 homologous recombination repair protein. Gene Ontology annotation, biological process: double-strand break repair via homologous recombination. Gene Ontology annotation, cellular component: Swi5-Swi2 complex; Swi5-Sfr1 complex. NCBI's taxonomy places the organism in Eukaryota, Metazoa, Chordata, Mammalia, Dasyuromorphia, Dasyuridae. The record is from RefSeq and is a predicted model, not a curated record. Bases 221 to 469 code for a protein of 82 amino acids. The transcript is spliced from 5 exons.